UUGUCGGCGUAUGAAUGUGAAGAAUCAAGCCUUUGCCGUAGUACGAUUAUUAAACGCGUCUUCUUACCGUCUGUCACAUCAGCUCUGAAACACCGGCGGCAGGAGACAAACAGGAAAUCAGAAUUAAACAGCCUUUUAGAGUUUACCUGAGAGUUUAUUUUCAUCCUGUAAUACAUUUAGGGUGCAUAUUGAUUCUCUCACAUAUACUGCUGUUAACAAUGCUUCAGUGUCUAUCGGGAAGUUCGUGUGCGCGUGUAGUUGGCGGUUAUAAGUCUACGUGGUAUUUCUUGGUUUUGGUAUUGUCUUAUUCUUUAUAUUUAAUAUUCGGUGCUUUGGUGUUUUCCGCGGUCGAGUUACCGUAUGAGGAGAAGCUCCGACAGCAGCUUCGCGCCGACAAACAGCAGUUUCUCCAGGAUAAUGAAUGUGUGUCCGAUGAUAGACUUGAGGAGUUUUUAAUGAAAGCACUGGAGGCGAGUAAUUACGGUGUGUCGGUUUUACAAAAUGCCACUAUUAACUGGAACUGGGACUUUACAUCGGCGCUAUUCUUCGCCAGUACGGUACUUUCUACCACAGGAUAUGGCCACACCGUGCCUCUGUCAGAUGGGGGUAAGGCCUUCUGUAUCGUAUACUCAAUAGUGGGAAUCCCAUUCACCCUUCUGUUACUGACUGCAGUGGUGCAGAGGAUCAUGGAGUUCAGUACCCGUAGGCCUGUGGAGUAUUGGCACAGGCGCUGGGGCAUGUCCAAACCUCUGCUGGCAGCCCUGCAUGCUGCCCUGUUGGCCAUUAUUGUUCUGUCCUGCUUCUUCCUUAUACCUGCCAUCAUCUUCUCAGUUCUGGAAAAGGACUGGAAUUUCCUGGAGUCUUUUUAUUUUUGCUUCAUCUCUCUAAGUACCAUUGGUUUGGGUGACUAUGUACCAGGAGAGGGCUACCACCAGAGAUUCAGAGAGCUGUACAAAUUGGGCAUUACCUUGUACCUAAUAUUGGGCUUGAUCGCUAUGUUGGUGGUUCUGGAAACCUUUUGUGAGCUGCAAGAGAUGAAGAAGCUCAGGAAGAUGUUUUACCUGAAGAAGCAAAAGACUGAGGACCAGCUUAACAUUGUGGAUCACGAUCACCUCUCGUUCGCCUCUGUGUCCGACCAGGCAGCCUCAUUUAAAGAAGACAGGACAGAUUUAUUUCCUGAUGAUAUAAUCAGUGCUACACCCACUCCAACUUCUAAUGGACCGACGGAACGAUGAUAUCAAUAAGUCCUGUGUCUUGAGCCCCUUCAAGGCACAAUAUGCUAAUAAUAUUUCUCCGUUAAGGGCAUGAAUAUAUUGUAAUUAUACUCUGAUGAAUAAGAAAGAAAGAUAGUGCUGUGGAUAUAUACUUGAAAUAUAGGUUGAAGUUUAUUUUAUAAUGGAAAAUAGUACUAUGAUUUUGUAUAUAUAUUAAAAUAUAACUCCACACAGUUGUCCAAACAGCUACUGAUCAGAAUAAAACGUCACAUGGUAUGAUAAUAUAUAGUUAUUGGUUAAAUAGACUUCCUUUACAUAAUCUGUUUACUGUACUUAGUUGUUAGGUUCCUUAAAAAGGAAGAAUAGCUGGUAUUAUAGUUUAGUCGUUGAAUUUUAAUGCAAAUCGCAUAAAAAGGUUUAAUGAUAUUGGAAAUAAUAUAAUUGCCAAAUUGUUUUUUUACAUGUUUUAUAUAAAGUGGCAGGUCCCUCGUGACCAUACUGUAUGUUAAAGUCUGUGUUCCUUCGUAUAAUCACCCAAGUACCAUAUUAAUGAAAUUUAGGAUAAAUGCAAGUUAUUUUCUCAGAUUUCUCAGAGGGAUUUAGAAAAUCAAAACCAAUAUUGUCUCUUGAAGGGAUUUUUCUUUGCCUUAAGCCAUUUUGGCUCUUUGGAAACAGUAUCGUUUGUUGCAGUAAGUGUUGUCUUCCACUUUGUGGGAGAUGUAAAGAAGGAUGUUCUGUAUAUUCUUACCAUCGACUGGGUUUGUUACUGAAGGAAGGAAGUUAUGUAUUUUAUCAUUACUUUAGUUUUAAGCUUUUUUAUUUUUUUGAGAUGCACUUUAACAACUUAAAAUAAACCGGAGGUUGUUUGAUGAUGA
Messenger RNA from Misgurnus anguillicaudatus (oriental weatherfish), 2089 nucleotides. RefSeq names its product potassium channel, subfamily K, member 1a (gene kcnk1a). Gene Ontology annotation, biological process: stabilization of membrane potential; potassium ion transmembrane transport. NCBI's taxonomy places the organism in Eukaryota, Metazoa, Chordata, Actinopteri, Cypriniformes, Cobitidae. The record is from RefSeq and is a predicted model, not a curated record. Gene Ontology annotation, cellular component: plasma membrane. Gene Ontology annotation, molecular function: potassium ion leak channel activity; outward rectifier potassium channel activity.